Messenger RNA from Triplophysa dalaica, 2007 nucleotides. It is a transcript of the gene gchfr, whose product is annotated as GTP cyclohydrolase I feedback regulator. Gene Ontology annotation, cellular component: nucleus; cytoplasm. Gene Ontology annotation, molecular function: GTP cyclohydrolase binding. Gene Ontology annotation, biological process: negative regulation of biosynthetic process. The record is from RefSeq and is a predicted model, not a curated record. Lineage: Eukaryota; Metazoa; Chordata; Actinopteri; Cypriniformes; Nemacheilidae. The coding region runs from base 125 to 379 and encodes 84 amino acids. The transcript has 3 exons.
UCCCCCGGGAGCGCGCGCUGAGCCGCGCACACACUCGCAGGCGCGGCGAGAACACACAACACGCGCCGCUCCGAGACCCUCCGCCGGAUUCCGCGUGAAAGUUGCGUUUCCUGAAAGAGGCGCGAUGCCGUACAUCCUCAUCAGCACACAGAUCCGACUGGAGACGGGGCCGACCAUGGUCGGGGAUGAAUACUCAGAUCCCGCUGUCAUGAGCCACCUCGGAGCCCGUAAAACCUCCAUGCUGGGAAACAACUUCUCAGAAUACCACGUGGAUGAACCUCCAAGAGUGAUCUUGGACAAACUGGAGAAGAUCGGCUACAGGGUUGUGAGCAUGACCGGUGUGGGACAGACGCUGGUUUGGUGUCUUCAUAAAGAGUGACUCUCUGUGAUUCUGUGUGUGUGUCAGGUAAAAAUGAAAAGUGUGUUUGAGAUGAGACAAAGGUAUUGUUAACAGCAGGGAUUUUCAUGAAAGCAAAGAUGAGGUUCAAGCUCAUUGACAUCUCAUGAUGAGACGUGUUGUUAAUGCUUUGCCAAAGAGACUCUUGAACUUAUUCUGUGUUAACAUGAACACAACUGAUCAUACAAAGAAGAAAAGCAGAGAACUGACAGGUUAUCAGGUUUACCAUUUUAUUACUUUUAUGCAUGUGACAAAAUACUCUGAAAAAUGACAUUACUUUUGAGUCCAUUAUUCAGUGAAAAACUGACAAACAUGUGCUUACAGUAUAUAUAAGGACAGUAUGACAUUGAGGUUGGCUUUACUUUAUUACAAACAUUCCAGGUUUUUUGUAUUGUAAAGAUGAGAAUUCAUGUACAUCACAGAAUAUCUUUGCUUGUGUGAGGAACUUUAAUAAAGAAUAUCUCAACUGCAUUUUUUCUGCACUGUAAAAAAAGAGUUGAGUCAACUUAAAAUACUAAGUUAUAAUAACUUAUCACAAGCACGUUUUUUGAGUUCACUCAACAAACAGAGACUUAAAUUAUUUUUAAUAAGUCAUUAGUUGUCUCAACAUAGUCAUGUUUAGCUAAUGAACAACGGAACCAAAUAUUCUUGUUAGCUGAACAUAUAUAAAGAAUAUAGAUUGGUUAUUUAAAAAUAAACACAUAUAUUUUCUGCCUAAAACGGAUCAAAACUAUCUGUUUAAACAAUGUGUGUUGAGUGCUUUUAUAUCACUUUGAAUCAUUGUAUCAUGCACUCUCACCUCAACAUUGAACACACAAACCUCAACCAUGGUAACAUUCAAAAACAAUCGUUCAUUAAACACAACCGAUAACUAACAGUAACAACGAAAUUAAUUCAUAAAAUAAGCCAGCAAGAACUAAAACACUAAUCUUUCAAAGAAAAACAUAUAAGAAACAGAAUUAAACAUGUUGCAAUGCAUCAUGGGAAUUUGCAAUAUUGUUUGUUCAGAAUACUCUGUUUUGUAAGUUGGGCAAACUUUCUGAAGCAAUUUGGCCAAAAACUUGAGAAUCUAAAUCCAGUCAACAAAAUCAUCUUUGCUAGAAACAUAUUUAGGCUCAAUAUGAAAACAUAUUUAUAUGAAAACAAUCAUUUGACUCCUUUAAGUAAAACAUCUAUGUUCAAGUGACUUGUAGAGAUCAUUUUGCAUGUUGGAUUUUUUACAGUUUGAAGAUGUGAUCCAAAGUUGUGACACUCUUAAAAGUGAGAUUUGUAAAGUUGACUGACAGCAUCUAAUGCGUAUUACACACAAAACAACAACAUCAUCCAGUAUUAUGAGACAGUAGUGUGGCGUGACGUGUGUAAAGUCGACGUUUUUAUAGUCCAGACUGUGUUUAAAGUGGACUUUGGAUAUUAAAAGUAAUGCAUCUAAGAACUAGAUUUGACAACUUUUGCCAGAUUGAUGAGUUUUGUGAACUAGACAUAGAUUCUGUUUAAUGGUCAGUCUGUUACAAUACUAACUGACAAUGUCAACACAUGUUUACCUUUAUUUCUUUACUGUAAUCUAUAAAUUCAUUAAAGGAGAAAACAAAUAAAACCGGUAACACUUUUAA